AUGGACGAGGACGACGAGGACAUCAGCGUGAGUGGCGACGGUUGCGGCAGCGACAUGAGCGACGACCGGGACAAGGUCAGUGGCGACGGGAGUUCUUCGACUGGCGUCGGAGGCGGCGCAGGCAGCGCAAAAAAGUCCAAGUCGUCUUCCGACCACUGCGGCGGAGGCGGUGGAGGCGGCGGUGGCGGAGGCAGUUCGAAAAACGGAGGCAGCGGCAAACCGAGGCGGGCCCGGACGGCGUUCACGUACGAACAGCUGGUGGCGCUCGAGAACAAGUUCAAGACGACGCGGUACCUGUCGGUGUGUGAGCGGCUCAACCUGGCGCUGUCACUGUCGCUCACCGAGACCCAGGUGAAGAUAUGGUUCCAGAACAGGCGGACCAAGUGGAAGAAGCAGAACCCCGGGCUGGACGUGAACAGCCCGACGGUGCCGCCGCCCGGCCCUGCCGGGUCGUCGGCCACCGGUGGACCGCCGUUCUUCCACCCGCUGGCCUACUCGGCCGCGCACCACUACCAGACGCAGAGCUACUCGGCCGCCGCGGCCGCCGCGUACUUCCACCACCUGGGCGCGCACCACUCCACGAUCGGUGGCCACCAUCCACCGUCGUAA
Macrosiphum euphorbiae (potato aphid) is the source of this 609-nucleotide messenger RNA. Lineage: Eukaryota; Metazoa; Arthropoda; Insecta; Hemiptera; Aphididae. The record is from the annotation of a GenBank genome assembly.